AUGGAGAUGUUUGACCCGUGCGGUUUUGAAGCAGAUCACCUCCACCAUCACCAUAAACACUAUCAAAGAGGGCAGACCAGAUCCCACACAUCUCCUCUGAGCCACACUGGUGCUUUGGCUGCUAUUAAAAGCUCUUUUACUGGCUUCAGCCAGCUGCGAUUCAAAGGCCUGUUGCUGUACCAUGAGGGAUGGCCACUGUGUUUGCAUGAAAAGGUGGUUCUGCAACUUGCACCCCUGCAUAAAGUACGUCUACGGCAGGGAGAUUUCUACCUGCAGGUGGUUCCCUUAGGCCGCAAGGCUGCCAAACUGGUCAUAAAAUGCCUGUCAGGGAGCGGGCAAGCCAUCGCAGAGAUCCCUGUGUCCGAGAGCAUGUACGGCAACGUGUUCACACCUGAGUUCCUGCCGAAUGUAAUGCAUGAGCGCAACCUGCACCCUCUCCAGAACUGCCUCCUCAGUACCGGCGCUGUGGUUUACCGAACGCCCUGGAAGAACGUGGUCAAUCCUUUGUUCGUGACCAGCACUGCCGACGCAAUCAUGCAGGCGCGGAGCAGCGGCGGGACCCUGCGGGGUCAGCUCAGCACCUGCAGCACCCACGGAUCCACAGGAACGCUCAGUUCCCGAGACUCCUUGGGUGCUGAGUCCACCGUUUCUGAGCCAGUCCUCAGCCGGAGCCUCACGGAUAUGGGCAUCAGCUCCCUGCACUCGGAGGAUUCGCCCUUGCAAAAGAGUCCCAACUCCCUUCCCCAGACGCCCACCUUGGGCAGCCCAGAUCAGGGAUGCAUUCGAGGCGGAAUCGGCAACAAAAUCCUCUCAUUCAGCACAGACCUUAGCAAUCCCGGCCUUCGCAAGAGGCAUCCCAGAGACUCUGCGGCCUUCGAGUCGCGCCGGCUUUUCCGCAAGUCCUACAUGGAGGCACUGCAGAACCCCAUGAACCUCGGCUCCAGCUCAGAAUCAAUUCUGGAGGAAGGGACGGAAUCUGAGCCAGGAGCGCCUCACGGCUCCGUCACAAAGGAUCCGAUCCCUCGGAGAACCUGUGAUCGUGGAUGGCUGGGAGGAGAUGAAUCUCGCAACGGUUCUCCCGCUGUCCAUCCAUCCAAGAGCGCCGAGUUCAGUCUGGGUGAGAGACGCUCCAAAUCUCUCGAACGUACCAACAAGGCCUUGCAGUUUAAAGGCCACCGGGAACGGUCGUCCUCCGGUGGAUCCGGUAGCGGCCUUCCCAAGAAACUUAUGAAUGGUUAUGCAUUUCGUUUUGGAAAAUUGGAUUUGGAGGCGGCCUUUCCUGGCAUCGAGAAAUGGAGCAACAAAGAGAACUCAGGUCUCUCUGAUGAGGGUCUGCACUCGAGCCCCAGGAGGAACAGUAACAGCGCUGAUGAGUUUGAUCCUCCUAAACCCCCCAGCAGAGCAGCGGUGUCUCCUGGCCCGUCCGCGGCGCCCCCUGCUGUCUGUGCUCCAGCGCUGCUCUCACUCAUCAACCAGGAGCUCCUGAGCUCCGGUGCUCUGACGCUUCCCGGUAACCAGGACCGCGGUGGCAGAGCCGUGCUGCAGGUGUGCACCAGGAACCAGGUGUGGACAGACGCGCGCUUCACCACAAACCAGAUCAGCCAGCUGCUCUGCUGCUACUGCCACAGACUGCGGAGGGAGAAGCGAGACCUGGGUUUGACGGUUCUCGUUGACGCCCGCAGGCGAGCGGUCGCGUCUGCGCUCUUCUCGGCUCUGUCUGAGCUUCAGACUCUCGUACCCAAUGCACUUUACUCAGUUUUGAUUCUGAUGGACAGAGAUGCAGCAGUGAAAGUGGAGCGAGACGUCUCAGUUCCUUGUGAAGUCCUGACGUCUCUGAAAGCUCUGCAGAAGCACAUCGACUCGUCGCAGCUCACCAGAGACUUUGACGGCAGCUUCCCAUAUGAGCACAACCACUACAUUCACUUCAGACAGGUGCACAAAACAGGGCUUCAUGAAUGUUUUUAUCAGCCGAAAACCUUUGACCUGAAAUGUUCACUCUAA
Molecule: messenger RNA, 2001 nt
Organism: Sinocyclocheilus grahami
Lineage: Eukaryota; Metazoa; Chordata; Actinopteri; Cypriniformes; Cyprinidae
Exons: 8
Coding region: 1-2001 (666 amino acids)
Source: RefSeq, a predicted model, not a curated record